AUGUCUCCCCCCUCCCUGACCAAGCCCAUGCCUGAGUGUUGGGGUCACCGCGGGGCUUCUUCCCGCUUCCCCGAGAACACGCUCGCCAGCUUCGAAGCCGCCAUUCGUGACGGCGCCGAGGGUAUUGAGAGCGACGUCCAUGUAUCCGUAGACGACGUCGUGGUGAUGUUCCAUGACCCUUCAUUGGACAGGGUCACGGAUGGUUCGGGGUUAAUCCGUGAGAAGCUCUGGUAUGGCGAGGGAGGGAUGCACCAGCUCCGGACAGUCAAGGAACCCAAACAGGCUCUCGCCACAUUCGAGGAGACCAUCAAGCUGCUCAUGAAGCCGGAGAACAGCCAUGUCAAGUUCAACGUCGACGUCAAGGUGCAGAACAAGCCCGCGCACCUCUUCAAGCUCAUCCACUCCGUCAUCUCAUCCCAGCCCGAUUGGGAGACCGCGCUCGCGCCGCGCAUCCUGCUCGGCCUCUGGCACCCGAGCUUCCUCCCGCACGCCAAGGCGCACUUGCCGUACUGCCGUCGGUCGUACAUCGGUUACAGUAUCUCGACCGCGCGCAAGUUCUUCUGGGAUAGCUGCGACGUGUUCUCGAUCAACUUCGCCGCGCUUGCGCUUGCGGAUGGCGCGAAGUUCCGCAAAGACUGCAAGGCCGCGGGGAAGCAGAUCAUGGCGUGGACCGUGAACGACCCGGCACACAUGGUCGAGGCUGCCCGGUGGGGUAUUGACGUGAUCAUCACGGACACUACCAAAACCUGGCUUGACCUCAGGUCCGCACUCCAGGUGGACUACGACAACAUCGCUGCUCAGCACAGUCGGAUGUUCUACUGGACGAAUGUGCAGUUCUACACGCCUAUGCUCGCCCUUCUGCGUCGCCGGGACCAUAUAUACCUCGAAGGCUACGCUGGCCCUUUCCGCAAGGUCGACACGCUCGAGCCCGCUGCACUCGCGGUUUCUUAA
Epithele typhae is the source of this 951-nucleotide messenger RNA. RefSeq names its product PLC-like phosphodiesterase. The record is from RefSeq and is a predicted model, not a curated record. Bases 1 to 951 code for a protein of 316 amino acids. Gene Ontology annotation, molecular function: phosphoric diester hydrolase activity. Gene Ontology annotation, biological process: lipid metabolic process. Lineage: Eukaryota; Fungi; Basidiomycota; Agaricomycetes; Polyporales; Epitheliaceae. The transcript has 8 exons.